AUGUCGAGUGGCGGCAAAACACGCAUCCAACCCUUAGGACGUCGCCAUCCGAGGGUCAGACUGAGCAAGGAAGUGCGAGCUCUACUUACUGCUUCCCGUCAUGAAAAAUCACAACGUUUCAGGGCUGCUAUCAACAAUGUUUGGGCCGGCAUUGAUGAGUCUGUCAAGACGAUCUCGGCCUCUAACCACAAGAGCAUCCGUCGGGUACAACGUGAAUUGUACAUGGGUCAAAGCCUUUUGCGGCACAAGCGCUUGAAACUAAAUACUUGGAACGCCUUUUGCUGGAAAAAGAAUCAGAGUGUUGACAAGGAAAACGGACCAUCCGGCAAGGCACUACUGCCAGAGCUCAUCAAUACGCAUCGUUCAGAGUACCAUGCUCUCUCUAACAAUGAAAAAGACUCCCUUCUAAAGGAGUACGAGGAACACAGGACUACGAAGACCAAUAGACUUCGUAUCUCCACAAAGUCCAAGGUCAAUGACGUUACUCAGACCAUCAAGGCCAUCGAGAACGAGCUCAAUAGUUUAAGGUGCCGGACGGGUGCCGAGACAAUACUCUAUACGACACGCGGUUCAACUGACCUUCCCCUUCGUGGAAUUGCCUUUGCAACGGAGGGUGUCGAUGAUUUCAUGGAGUCUGUGAUGAAUAUAGAUAACCAAGAGUUUGUCACCAAGAUGGAAGGCUUCGCACUUCGUGGUCUAUGUGGUGACGAGAUCCGUCACUUAAUCAACCAUAAACUUCAGCAAAUUACGGGGAACCCAAAGGCAACAAUGCAGUGGGUCCAUUAUUGGUUUAUAGUUGAAGGGUGGCCCGACGAGAUUCCCUUCGACAACCUUAGCAAGGCGGCCAGUGGAAUCCCCACUCUGGAGGACCUCAAAGAUCAAUGGAAGUCCAGAGAAACUGCCUGGAGACAGCUGGACGAUGAGGAGUUCCAGGAGCUUGUUCAAGAGCGAAACAGCAAGCUGGGCAGUGAUAAGGGCAAGAAGCAGCGCCGUGCUCUUUCCCCCAUUCAGAAUGCGACCUCAAGGCCCCGCAAGAAGGCAUACACGAGUCCUGCUACUGUUGACAGUGAGGGUGAGAAUGAUGGUACCCCCGUCUCCUCUCCCAACAACGAUAGUACCCCCGUCUCCUCUCCCAACAACGAUAGUACACUCGUCUCCUCUCCCAACAACCUCACACUCGACACUGAGCCUCGCAACAAUGCACCUGUCUCACAGGCUGGACAACCUGAACUCACUGGCACUUUGUUUGAUAGUUUUGUUGACUCCUUCCCUAAUUUUAGUUAUGAAGAAGCUAUCACGAGCUUGAAUCGGCUUUUGGGUGGGCCUGCCCCCACUUCUUGA
Suillus plorans is the source of this 1341-nucleotide messenger RNA. RefSeq lists its product as uncharacterized. The record is from RefSeq and is a predicted model, not a curated record. Bases 1 to 1341 code for a protein of 446 amino acids. The transcript is spliced from 8 exons. Lineage: Eukaryota; Fungi; Basidiomycota; Agaricomycetes; Boletales; Suillaceae.